GCCGCCGUUGGUCGGGCAAUCUAACGGUUUAAGCUUUGUGGGGCGUCUCUGUGGCGGCGCUGGAAACGAAAGAAUAGUGUUCCGUUGUGCCGAAACCGACCCAAACGGUAAAACAGGUGAGCCCGUCGGACCACAGAGAACCCACGGAACAGCGCGCCGUGUUACUCGAGGGACAUCGAAGCCGGGUGAAACCCUCCUGCUGUUAAGCCCUUUGCUGGAAGCGGCUUUCCCUCUUCCUCUUCCUCCUUAUCCACCGACCCACCGUCGUCCGUUCGCGGCCAACCGUCGCCUCCCCGGUUGAAGCAAGGUGGAUUUUCUAAUCCAUGUAUGAUACAAACAGUGCACAGGAAACUUCUGUUGUUUGAAGAGGGCGUUCUGCUUGAACAGCAUGGCGGAAGGAAAAGGAGACUUUAUUGAUGUUAAUGCCACAAAAGCUGUCUUGGAGCCUGAGAAGCUCAUUAAGGGUGGACUAUAUGUUCCUGGGAAGGAAAGGGUGAUGUUCAGACCUCCUCCUGAAAGGAAAUCCAUUUUGGGACUUGAUUUGAGGGCUCGUGAACAAAGGGAAUCAAAGACUGGCGAUGGAUUUAAGAUUCCUAAACCAAAGAAUGUUACUGCCAUGUCACUGGCAGAUGAUGAAGAGAAAGUUGGUCCUGCAAGUGCAGAGGAGGGCUCACUCCAUCAUCCUCAAGCAAAGCGUAAUCACAUUCACAGAAGUUAUAGGGGUUCACAUGCUGAAAGGUCAUCACAUCCAGAAAGUUAUGAAGCAGAGGAUGGUGAUGGGGAUUCAUCUGAGAAGGGUGGUGCAGAAGAACAUCAGCAUCCAAGAGUUAGGCAGGUGUUCCACGAACCGGCAGACUUCCAGGGUGUGCAAAUUGGGUGGUGUACAUACCUAAGUCCAUCCUGGAUCUGGCCCAUUUGUUGGUUCUGGACGCUUGCAACUUCUUCCAGCAUGCGGUCUUCAAUCGACUCAUUGAGGAGUACAAAAAAUUACAGGAUGGAUGACUCUCCUAGCAACAAAGGAUUCACCCCAAGAAAAGGUGAUUAUGAAGGAGAACAAACAGGUAAAAGAGAAUUACAUAGAAGAUAUAGCCAUGAAGAUAAAUAUUCCAGAAGACAUGGGGGGAAAAGAAGUAGAGAUGGACGUUCCUCAAGCAAGACAUCUGCCAAGUCUGAUUGGGAUGAUGGGAGAUGGGAAUGGGCGGAUACUCCUCGUAGGGACAAGUCUGUCACGCCUAGGCAUCAUCUUCAUUCACCUUCUCCAAUGUUUGCUGGAGCUUCUCCUGAUGCAAGGCUGGUCUCACCUUGGGUUGGAAGUAAUACACCUUAUGCAUCAAGACCAUCUGCUUCGCCUUGGGAUCAUGUAGCUCCUUCUCCAGUUCCUGUACGUGCAUCUGGAUCCUCCAUGAGAGUCACCAGCUCUCGUAAUGGUGGAAGGUCACAUAAAACUAUGUUAACUUCAGAAAAUUUGGAUUUUGGACACAGGGAAGCUGAUCAAAGUUCACUUGAUGGAGAACAAAGUGUUGAGGCUGUUGAAAGAAUGCGCGUAGAGAUGGAAUAUGCUGAGCGAGAUGCUGAUCGUGCAUGGUAUGAUAGGGAAGAAAGUGGAGCAAUGUUUGAUGCUGAAAGUUCUGCAUUCAUUCUUGAUGAUGAGACAUCAUUUAGAAAGGAGCGGGAGAUGCCCAAGAAAUUGAUAAGAAAAGAUGGAACAAAAAUGACACUUGCACAAAGCAAAAAAUUGUCCCAGCUCACUGCAGAUAAUGCACAGUGGGAGGAUCGACAACUUUUAAGGUCUGGUGCUGUUAGAGGAACAGAGGUACAAACUGAAUUUGAAGAUGAAGAUGAACGGAAAGUUAUACUUCUUGUUCAUGAUACUAAACCUCCAUUCUUGGAUGGCCGGAUUGUCUUCACAAAGCAAGCAGAGCCCGUUUUGCCAUUGAAGGAUCCCACAUCCGACAUGGCAAUAAUAUCUAGGAAGGGCUCUGCUCUUGUAAGGACGGUCCAUGAGAAGCAGAGUAUGAAUAAAUCACGUCAACGGUUCUGGGAACUUGCUGGGUCCAAACUUGGUGAUAUUCUUGGUGUUGAGAAGACAGCAGAACAGAUUGAUGCAGAUACUGCUGCAGUUGGGGAAGAAGGUGAAGUUGACUUUAAGGAAGGAGCAAAAUUUGCUUCACACAUCAAAGAUAAAGGUGAAGCUGUAAGCGAUUUUGCCAAGUCAAAAUCAAUAACAGAACAACGGCAGUAUCUUCCAAUAUAUUCAGUGCGUGAUGAGUUGCUCCAGGUGGUUCGUGAGAAUCAGGUGAUAGUUGUUGUUGGAGAGACUGGGUCUGGGAAAACAACUCAGCUGACACAGUAUCUUCAUGAAGGUGGAUACACAACAAAUGGAGUAAUUGGUUGUACCCAACCAAGGCGUGUAGCAGCAAUGAGUGUUGCAAAGCGUGUUAGUGAGGAAAUGGAAACUGAAUUAGGGGAUAAAGUUGGUUAUGCUAUUCGUUUUGAAGAUGUGACUGGGCCACAUACUGUAAUUAAGUAUAUGACUGAUGGGGUUUUACUGCGUGAGACACUAAAGGAUUCAGAUCUUGACAAAUACCGAGUGAUAAUAAUGGAUGAAGCUCAUGAAAGAUCACUAAGUACUGAUGUACUGUUUGGUAUAUUGAAGAAAGUGGUUGCACGGCGUCGUGAUUUCAAGCUUAUUGUAACAUCUGCGACAUUGAAUGCACAGAAGUUCUCUAACUUCUUUGGAAGUGUGCCGAUUUACCACAUUCCUGGGAGGACAUUUCCUGUGAACAUCUUGUACAGUAAAACUCCAUGUGAAGACUAUGUAGAAGCGGCUGUGAAGCAGGCCAUGACUGUUCACAUCACGUGUCCUCCUGGUGACAUCCUUAUAUUUAUGACUGGCCAGGAUGAAAUUGAAGCAACCUGCUAUGAGCUUGCUGAGCGCAUGGAGCAGCUUUCCUCUAAUGCAAAGAAGGCUGCUCCUAAACUCUCCAUUCUUCCUAUUUAUUCUCAACUGCCAUCAGAUCUCCAAGCUAAAAUUUUUCAGAAAGCAGAAGAUGGUACCCGCAAGUGUGUUGUUGCAACAAACAUUGCUGAGACUUCUCUUACUGUUGAUGGUAUUUUAUAUGUUAUAGAUACAGGGUAUGGGAAAAUGAAGGUCUACAAUCCUCGGAUGGGUAUGGAUGCACUUCAAGUGUUUCCAGUUAGCCGGGCUGCUGCUGAUCAAAGGGCAGGCCGUGCAGGGCGAACAGGGCCAGGCACAUGUUACAGAUUGUACACUGAGACAGCCUAUCAGAAUGAAAUGCUACCAAAUCCAGUGCCUGAGAUUCAGCGAACUAAUCUUGGGAAUGUGGUUCUACUGCUCAAGUCUUUGAAGAUUGAUAACCUUCUUGAUUUUGAUUUCAUGGACCCUCCACCUCAAGAGAACAUCCUCAACUCCAUGUACCAGUUGUGGGUGUUGGGUGCUCUUAGCAACACUGGCAAGUUGACAGAUCUUGGGCUGAAAAUGGUGGAAUUCCCGCUGGAUCCGCCCCUGGCAAAGAUGCUGUUGAAAGGGGAGGAACUAGAGUGCAUAAAUGAGGUUCUAACUAUUGUCUCAAUGCUCUCAGUGCCAUCGGUCUUUUUCAGGCCCAAGGACAGGGCUGAGGAGAGUGAUGCUGCAAGGGAGAAGUUCUUUGUGCCGGAAUCUGACCACCUGACGCUACUAAAUGUAUAUCAACAAUGGAAGGCAAAUGACUAUAGGGGUGACUGGUGUAACGAUCACUUUCUUCAUGUGAAAGGACUUAGAAAGGCAAGAGAGGUGAGGUCUCAGCUGUUGGACAUACUAAAGACACUCAAGGUACCGCUGACAUCAUGUGGACCGGAUUGGGAUGUUGUGCGGAAGGCUAUUUGCUCUGCAUAUUUUCAUAAUGCUGCAAGAUUGAAGGGCAUAGGCGAGUAUGUCAAUUGCAGAAGUGGAAUGCCUUGCCAUUUGCACCCAAGUAGCGCACUUUAUGGACUUGGAUAUACUCCGGAUUAUGUGGUGUACCACGAGCUGAUUCUGACAACGAAGGAGUACAUGCAAUGUGUUACCGCAGUGGAGCCACAAUGGUUAGCGGAGCUUGGGCCCAUGUUCUUCUCUGUGAAAGAGUCCGAUACUUCCAUGUUGGAGCACAAGAAGAAGCAAAAGGAGGAAAAGACAUCGAUGGAGGAAGAGAUGGAGGAACUUAGGAGGAUGCAGCUAGAGAAGGAGAAGGAAGACAUGGAGAGGGAGAAGGAAAAGCGAGCAAAAUACCAACAGAAAAUAUCGAUGCCCGGGACGAAACAGUCAUCUACAUAUCUAAGACCACCCAAAAGACUUGGUCUUUAGGUUUGAAAACCUGUUUGUAUAUUUACCUGACCAAGCGCAGGUGUAAGUAGUUCUUUUCGCCCCUAAAAAAGAAAAAAAUAAUCAAUGAGAAAUAUUUCAGCGGUGGGUGAAUUGGCGAAAGAAAUAAAGAAAUUUGUCAAUCACAUUUGUAGUAA
Molecule: messenger RNA, 4497 nt
Organism: Nymphaea colorata (pocket water lily)
Lineage: Eukaryota; Viridiplantae; Streptophyta; Magnoliopsida; Nymphaeales; Nymphaeaceae
Product: pre-mRNA-splicing factor ATP-dependent RNA helicase DEAH7
Exons: 19
Coding region: 389-4342 (1317 amino acids)
Biological process (GO): mRNA splicing, via spliceosome
Cellular component (GO): intracellular anatomical structure; spliceosomal complex
Molecular function (GO): ATP binding; RNA binding
Source: RefSeq, a predicted model, not a curated record